Hyaloscypha bicolor E is the source of this 1370-nucleotide messenger RNA. RefSeq lists its product as uncharacterized. Lineage: Eukaryota; Fungi; Ascomycota; Leotiomycetes; Helotiales; Hyaloscyphaceae. Gene Ontology annotation, molecular function: hydrolase activity. Bases 148 to 1020 code for a protein of 290 amino acids. The transcript has a single exon. The record is from RefSeq and is a predicted model, not a curated record.
UUCCAAUCACACCUCGUGGUAUCUCCGAUAUCACCCUUACAGUGGCCAUGCUUAUUUGACCUUUGCAGACCUUCAUUCUUCGAUACAUACGAAUAUUACGUCCACUCCUCUGACCUGACAACAAAGUAUCUCAAAAUUUUAAAUACUAUGAACGUCGCUGUCGAUUCAGUAAAGUUCCAGCUCGUGUCUGAUCUCCAUCUUGAAACCCCGCAAGCAAGGCCGACAUACGAGGACUUCAAAAUCCAGCCAGAAUGUCAGUAUCUGGCUCUUCUUGGUGACAUCGGAAGUAUAUGGGACCCUCGGCUGUUUAGUUUUCUUGAAGACCAGCUGAGAAAGUUCGAAAUUGUCUUCUACAUCCUGGGAAACCACGAGGCAUAUGGAACGACCGUGCUGGUAGCCCGAACAACUGCUCGUGCUUUUGAACAUGAAAUAGAAGAGCUCCGCUCAUUACCAGGAUCGACUAUGGGGCGAUUUAUAUUUCUGGAUCAGACAAGAUUUGAUCUCACGGAUUCCAUGACCGUGCUGGGGUGUACUCUUUUCUCGCGCAUCUCCAACGAACAGCGAGAAUCCGCGGCGCUCUUCUGCUCGGAUUUCUCCGAGAUAAAAGAUUGGACGGUUGAUGCUCACAAUUCUGCACACCAGUCUGAUAUCGGCUGGUUGAAUUCGCAAAUCGAGAAUAUCGCACGAUACGAGCCGCAUCGCAAGAUUGUGGUCUUCACUCACCACAGCCCGACAAUGCUUGAGGCAGCCAAUGAUCCUAGACAGCUGCAAGAUGUUGGUCAGGUGCGGUCUGCGUUCGUCACAGAUCUCUCUGAUCAGGUAUGCUGGACUAGCGCGAAUGUCAUGCUCUGGGCGUUUGGACACACUCAUUUUAAUUGCGAUUUCGUGGAUCUGGGAACGAAGAAGCGAGUUGUGGCAAAUCAGAAAGGCUAUCGUAGGUCUGAAUUGGAGACAUUUGACGCGUCGAAAGUGGUCAAGGUCGAAACAUUGCUCGAUUCAGAGGCAAAAGGUCAAAGAUAAGUGGAAUCCAGAAGGAAAUUCGGUCAUCACUCCGAGAGACAUGUCUUCAUUGGAGUCAGUGGAUUGAAGGACGGCAUUUAAAUUGAACAAAUAUUCUAAGGCCAAUUUCGUAAGAAGCCUAGGUCAGCCGUUAGAAGGUUAUGAUCUCUUGGCGAUCCAGACUUGCAGGAGGCCCCACGAAUGGCAGGUGGCCACGAGGAAAUAGACUUGUUACAGGUGGCAGGCAUGAGGCUAUUUUUGGUAUUUAUAUUUGAACGAGACAUUGCUACAGAAAUACAAGAAAAUAUCCACGGUGGAAUGCUACAAAACAGUUUGUUGGCUGCCUGUUAUCCGCAGGCGGCGCCAGCACC